Fomitopsis serialis is the source of this 1665-nucleotide messenger RNA. RefSeq lists its product as uncharacterized. The coding region runs from base 190 to 1539 and encodes 449 amino acids. Gene Ontology annotation, molecular function: protein binding. Lineage: Eukaryota; Fungi; Basidiomycota; Agaricomycetes; Polyporales; Fomitopsidaceae. The transcript is spliced from 10 exons. The record is from RefSeq and is a predicted model, not a curated record.
AGAGCAUGACCGCAUGCGGUUCCCUGCCAGGCGUUGGGACCUCUGCAGUCCGACUUCCCAUUCCAAUCCGGCGUCUAUAGGCUAGUAGCAACGUGCUUCCGGCGUGCUGCGAGUGCGACUUCCUCACGGUCGGUCUCUCGCUCUGUCCUUCAUCGUUCGUUGCGCACCACAUCGCUCAACAAAACCCACAUGGCAAUGGCAUCAGAUCCGUCGAGCACCCCUCCUUAUGCUUCGUCGCCCUUCGACCAUCCGAAGGCCGAUCUCAUCCUUCGUUCCUCCGACCACGUCGACUUCCGUGUCUCCAAAUUCAUCCUCGAAGUGUCCUCAGUCUUUUUUGCCAAUAUGUUUGAGGCUAGCCAGGCCAAUGACGAUGAAUCCCGAGACGGUUGUCCAGUCGUCCAGAUGCAGGAGGACAGCGAGACGCUGGAUAGUCUCCUGCGCAUCAUAUACCCUAGGAAGGAUCCUAUCCUCGACGAUCUCCCGAAGCUUCAUGCCGUCUUGGCGGCUGCACUGAAAUACGAGAUGGAGGAAGCGACCAACCUAACCGGAGCGGUACUACGCUCUUUCAUCCCGAAGGAGCCCCUUCGUGUUUGGGCGAUCGCGGUCCGCAACCGGCUCGAGGAAGAAGCACGAGCAGCCGCGACGAGCUUCCCACCCGAGAUGCUGGAUAUCAACGCUGGUGCAUACCAUCGCCUCUUCCGAUAUCACCGUCUGGAGGCAAAGGCGAGCAACCUUCAAAUUCUGCGAUCCUCCGGCGCACAUGUGAUGUAUCUCCCGCGCCGCCAUGUCGUUACUGCCGGACAGAAUACCGUUGCGGAGGGGACCCCAGUCCGCGUCCUAUUCGGCGGACGGCCUACCAUCCUGUUGUUUGAAGAAGACAGCGUCACAUUGCGGACCAUCUUGGGCUAUGUUACCCCGUCGCGAACUCCAUGUCUGCUGAUCGUCAUUGAUGCGGCGAAGAAAAAAUCUGCAGGGCCGAUGGGCGAAAUCGGCGGCGUCAGAUCCUUUACGAGCUUCUUGCUCGCUAGGUGUCACGAGGCGGUGUCGAGGCACAUUAUGUAUCAUGGAGAAUCCUACACCCCCAUUCUGGAGAUUCGCCGUCAUCGAUGUAUCGCGAUGCGUGCUGUACCAUCGCUCAUCAAGAUUGUACAAACCUAUCGCCUUCAGCAGAUCCGCGGUGACGAGGAUGGGGCCAUUCCCAUCAAAUCUGCGAGCGGCUCCAAGAAGUCUACGACAUCGAUUGCCUGGGGUUACAUGCCAGGUACUCGGACGCGUGCCCCCAUGUUUAUCGUUGGCAGAACCAUCAAUAAUACCCUGCGCCGACUGGGCGCAGCCCGGUUCGUUGGUCACUGCAUUGGAGUCGCGCCAGGAGACGUCGAUGUCGCCAGAUAUAUCUGUGCUCAGUGCUCUCAGCCGGGCGAUCAAGCAAAGCUGACGGAAUUUUCCAAAACACUACAUGCUCAGAUAUCCGAUGAAAUCAACAAGGUACGCCUUUCGUCCUGCUACGCAGACCACAUCAUGAUAAGUGGCAAUGCUUAACGCCAGUCACUAGGUUCGCGAGUCACUAGUCAGCGCUUCAAGCCGACUCUCUAUCGCCACUACCGUCACAAUAACUAAGGGUUAGGGAGAGGCAGAGCAAGCACACAUCGCCAAUUCUCGCUCGGC